CGAGCAUUGUGAGAUCGUGGGCAUCUCAUUGUGUAUGGUGCUCAAGAUGCAACCAAGAUCCAGAAUGGCACUCGUAAGGUUUUGUUCUUUCAUAACUACCAAGUAAACAAUUAUCGUCUUUCAACUCAUAUCCUUUGGGCUACCGGUCUAUCAGAUUCUCACACCAGUCUCAAAUCGCGAUGACUUUGGAAAAGAAUAUUUUUGUUCCUCUGAUUAUUGACAAUAUCGACGUCAAACUUCCUGAGAACUCUCUUACUUUCAAGCCAGAUAGCUCAAAUGCAUCUACAAAUACGAAUCUGAAUGUCAUCGCCCAAGGAACAGAUGUUGCAAAUUGUCAUGCAGCGGUUGACUCUUGUGUUCGGGCUUUCGAGUCGUGGCGUGCAACUCCUCCGGCGGCGCGAAGAGCACUACUCUUGAGACUGGCAGAACUUCUUCGAUCGAAAGGCCCCGAGAUUCUCCAGAUAAUGCGCGAGGAAAUUCAUGCUUCGUCGCAAUGGGCAACCAUCAAUCUCGAAGAAAGUAUCUUGAUGAUCCAAGAGACUGCUGCACUCGUCACAUCGCCUAGUCUCGCAGGCUCUAUACCAUCAUCUCAGGACCCCGAAGGUCAUGCUCUCAUCUUCGUGGAACCCCUAGGCGUCAUCCUUGGAAUCGCUCCAUGGAAUUCUCCUUUGAUUCUUGGCUUCCGAGCUUGCCUCCCUGCAAUUGCAGCCGGAAACACUGUGAUUCUGAAGGGUAGCGAGCUAUCACCACGAAUCCACUACUUCAUUGUAUCUCUGUUUAGAGAAGCCGGAUUCCCGCCAGGGGUUUGUAAUUUCCUCCUUCACCGUGGUACCGAUGCUGCAACUGUUUUUGAAGAACUUAUUGAACGGCAUGAGGUUCGGAAAUGCAACUUCACUGGAAGCACACCUGUUGGAAGACGAAUUGCGAGCAAAGCGGCGGCGAAACUCAAACCAAGUCUUAUGGAGCUCGGAGGGAAGAACUUUGCUGUGGUUCUGGGGGAUGCAGAUAUUCAACAGGCUGCGGAGAUGGUCUGCGAAGGUGCCUUUUUGAACAAUGGUCAGAUAUGCAUGUCAACAGAUACGGUCCUUGUUGCUCAAUCCAUCUUUGCCGAAUUCCGCCAAGCAUUACUUUCAAUCCUCCAAGACCCUCAACGGGCCCCCGAAAUCACGAGCCUCAUAACCACUGCCGCGGCAUAUCGAGUGCAUAAUCUCGUGGCCGACGCUGUUGCAAAAGGUGCUACCGCUCACACCAUCCUCGGAGCCUCGAGCUCAUGGAUGCAUGCCACCCCGGGCAAGACGCUGGCAGAAGUGCCUGCCACGGUCAUCGAAGGAGUUCGUCGGAACAUGGACAUAUCGACCCAGGAGGCCUUUGGGCCUCUCCUUUGCCUGGUACCAUUUGAGGUGGAGGAGGACGCCAUUACGAUCAUUAAUGCAUGCAAGUAUGGCCUAUCAUCGUCCAUCCACACUCGCAGCCAUUACCACGCGCUCCUCCUCUCGAAAAAGUUGAACGUCUCGGCCACGCAUAUCAAUGGCUCGACUGUGCACGACGAAAGUACUCUGCCUCACGGAGGCCAUGGCGAUAGCGGCUGGGGCCGAUUCGGUGGUCAUUGGGGACUCUCGGAAUUUGUGCAUACGAAGACGGUGAUGAUGAAAAAGUAGUCGUAAUGGGCAACACAUGGGGUAGGGACGUAAUGUAGCAUGUAGUUCAAUGAAUUGAAUUACUUACAACACACGAAGGUCGUGGUUAAAAGUAGAGAAACUACAAGGCUACAGGGCAUCCCCGCUAAAG
Molecule: messenger RNA, 1788 nt
Organism: Mollisia scopiformis
Lineage: Eukaryota; Fungi; Ascomycota; Leotiomycetes; Helotiales; Mollisiaceae
Product: putative aldehyde dehydrogenase
Exons: 2
Coding region: 180-1658 (492 amino acids)
Molecular function (GO): succinate-semialdehyde dehydrogenase (NAD+) activity
Source: RefSeq, a predicted model, not a curated record